AUGUCGAUUGCAGUGGAAGUUGGAUUGCUCAGCGGCAAGACAGCUACUGUGGAAGCCAGCUUCGACGAAGAUGUCGGAACAUUGAAAGCUCGAGCACAGGCUGCACUCGGGGUUGGCACAGGACGGUUAAUGGACUCAUCGGGAAGAUUUCUGGAUCCGUGCGCACUGAUCAAGGACGCUCCAGUGCAGAGCGAUGACGCGCUGACUCUGCACAUAGGCCAAGUUAAAUCACACGGCUCUAAAAGUUCUUUUGCUGCCAUUCUUGGCGAUGGCUCUGUCGUGACCUGGGGUGAUGCUGAAGAAGGUGGUGACAGCAGAGCAGUGCAGGAUCAGCUGCAGAAUGUGCAACAUAUCCAAGCCAGUGACGGCGCUUUUGCUGCCAUUCUGGCCGACGGCUCUGUCGUGACCUGGGGUAAUGCUCACAGUGGUGGUGACAGUAGUGCAGUGCGGGAUCAGCUGAAGAAUGUGCAGCAGAUCCAAGCAACUCGGGAUGCUUUCGCUGCCAUUCUUGACGAUGGAUCUGUCGUGAGCUGGGGUGAUGCUAACAGUGGAGGUGACACUCGUGCUGUGCAGGCUCAGCUAAAGAAUGUGCUGCACAUUCAAGCUGCUGAAUAUUCUUUUGCUGCCAUUCUGGACGACGCAACGGUGGUGACAUGGGGUCAUCCUUUGAACGGUGGUAACAGUAGUCGUGUGCAAGAUCAGCUGAAGACUGUGCAGCAAAUCCAGGUAGCUCGAGACGGCGCUUUUGCUGCGAUUCGCGUCGACGGAUCUGUCGUGACUUGGGGCGAUGUUCGCGUUGGUGGUGACAGCAGUGCUGUGCAACAUCAGCUGGCUGAUGUGCGUCAGAUCCAAGCCUCU
Molecule: messenger RNA, 858 nt
Organism: Symbiodinium sp. CCMP2456
Lineage: Eukaryota; Dinophyceae; Suessiales; Symbiodiniaceae
Source: the annotation of a GenBank genome assembly